UUUCUAGUUUUUGCUAUGGCUCGUACUAAGCAAACCGCUCGCAAGUCCACCGGCGGCAAGGCCCCGCGCAAGCAGCUGGCCACCAAGGCCGCCCGCAAGAGCGCCCCGGCCACCGGCGGCGUGAAGAAGCCUCACCGCUACCGUCCGGGCACCGUGGCGCUGCGCGAGAUCCGGCGCUACCAGAAGUCGACCGAGCUGCUGAUCCGCAAGCUGCCGUUCCAGCGCCUGGUGCGCGAGAUCGCGCAGGACUUCAAGACCGACCUGCGCUUCCAGAGCUCUGCUGUGAUGGCUCUGCAGGAGGCCUGCGAGGCCUACCUGGUGGGUCUGUUUGAGGACACCAACCUGUGCGCCAUCCACGCCAUGUCUGGUCGCGGCAAGGGAGGAAAAGGCCUGGGUAAAGGCGGCGCCAAGCGCCACCGCAAAGUCCUGCGAGACAACAUCCAGGGCAUCACCAAGCCCGCCAUCCGUCGCCUGGCCCGGCGUGGAGGAGUGAAGCGCAUCUCCGGCCUCAUCUACGAGGAGACCCGCGGUGUGCUGAAGGUGUUCCUGGAGAACGUGAUCCGCGACGCCGUCACCUACACGGAGCACGCCAAGCGCAAGACCGUCACCGCCAUGGACGUGGUCUACGCGCUCAAGCGCCAGGGACGCACCCUCUACGGAUUUGGCGGCUAAGACUUUUUAGUUUGUAUUUUCUUAACCAAAGGCCCUUCUCAGGGCCGCCCACAUUUCCUGAAAAAGCGCUGUA
Molecule: messenger RNA, 745 nt
Organism: Mus caroli (Ryukyu mouse)
Lineage: Eukaryota; Metazoa; Chordata; Mammalia; Rodentia; Muridae
Gene: H4c1
Product: H4 clustered histone 1
Cellular component (GO): nucleosome
Molecular function (GO): structural constituent of chromatin; protein heterodimerization activity; DNA binding
Source: RefSeq, a predicted model, not a curated record